AUGACAAACUUGAAAACUACAACUACUCUGUUCUUCUUCUUAUUCUUAAUUGUCAUGACUUCAUUACCAUCAAUAACUCUCUGCGAUGAAAAACUCAUAGAAAGCACUUGCAGGCAAACACCAAACUUCAAUCUCUGCGUUCAAUCUCUUAAAUCAUUCCCCGGAAGCGCCACCGCUGACGUCAGAGGCCUGGGCCUAAUAAUGGUGAAGGUGAUGCAAUCAAAAGCAAAUGAUGCCAUUAACAAGAUUCGUGAGCUUCAACGAAGUGCACCAAGUCCAGCACUGACUUCUUGUGCAAGCAAGUAUAACGCAAUUGUGGUUGGUGAUAUACCAGAAGCCAAUGAAGCUUUUUCGAAAGGUAUGCCUAAAUUUGCAGAAAAUGGAGCAAAUGAUGCUGCUAAUGAAGCUACCUUUUGUGAAAAUGGAUUCAAUGGGAGAUCACCUCUCACCCAACAGAACAAUGCUAUGCGCGAUGUUGCUGCUAUUACUGCUGCUAUUGCUAGACAGUUACUAUAG
Messenger RNA from Arachis stenosperma, 516 nucleotides. RefSeq names its product cell wall / vacuolar inhibitor of fructosidase 1-like. The transcript has a single exon. Bases 1 to 516 code for a protein of 171 amino acids. Gene Ontology annotation, molecular function: enzyme inhibitor activity. Lineage: Eukaryota; Viridiplantae; Streptophyta; Magnoliopsida; Fabales; Fabaceae. Gene Ontology annotation, biological process: negative regulation of catalytic activity. The record is from RefSeq and is a predicted model, not a curated record.